This is a messenger RNA of Leishmania braziliensis MHOM/BR/75/M2904, 2748 nucleotides long. RefSeq lists its product as hypothetical. The record is from RefSeq and is a predicted model, not a curated record. The transcript has a single exon. Lineage: Eukaryota; Euglenozoa; Kinetoplastea; Trypanosomatida; Trypanosomatidae. Bases 1 to 2748 code for a protein of 915 amino acids.
AUGGAGAAAGCAAGCGUGAAGCACCUGGAGUUUCAGUUGCAGCGGGAGAAAGCGCUGGCGAAAGAUCUAGAUGCAAGAUGCAAAUUCCUGUCCGCACAGAUUGCUCAGCUGGAGCAAGAUAAAGCCGAACUUCGUCGCGAAAAGUUGUCCCUCGGCGAAGAGGCGAAGAAGGCAUCAAAGCUAGAUGAGCGAAUUCAUAACCUGCAGAAAGAAGUGGAAAGUCGCGAUGCAGUUAUUGCAGCAGAGCGGAUGGCAGCACAGGAGGCGAGGGCGGAGGCAGAAGAAAUUCGGCGCAACGCUAACGCUUCCAUUGCCCUAUGGACUGCGGCAGAGGAGCAGUGGACGACAGAGCAAGCUGCACUCAACGAAGCCGCUUUGCGAUAUCGUUCGCAGAUUGAAACACUAGAAAAGGAUUUACGAAUCCAAGGUGACGCACAUGUGGAACUAACGAAGCAGCUGCAUACAGAAAAGGAUCGCUUUAGUAGGCUGACACACGCGCGGGAGGCGAUGGAGGCUGAGGUUAAGACUCUUCACUCUCAGGUGGAGAAAUUGCAGAACAAGGUUUGUGAUCUUGAGCAAACAGUUUAUAAGCUAGAUCUUGCCGGGGACAAGCAACGCGAGGCGAUUAAUCUGAAAGAUACAGAGAUCAAAACUCUUGAGGCUACUGUUGCGCGGCAUAUAGAGGCAGAGGAGCGAUUAGAGCAGACCAUUAGUUCUCUUAACGAUCGCAUUAACGCAGCUAAGAUGCUGAACCUGGAGGGCAAAUGUGAGAACGAAAAGUUGCAAUGUGACGUUUCAGACGCCAAAAAGGAGAUUGACCGCCUCCAUCUCCAAAUUGAAUCCUUGAAGCGUGACUCCAGCUUUCUCUCAUUGAGCCAUUCUAGUACGCAAAAGGCACUGGAAGAUUUGAAGGAGAAGCACCGGCAGCUUCAAGAAGAUAUUCGUGACAAGAACGUCGAGAUACGCCGACAUGAACUCACUAUCAGUCAAUUGAAUAUGGAGCUCAAAAAGAGCGAGAAUCAAGGCGGCGAGUGGUCAUUUCAGUACUCGUCGUUGGAGACCGAGCUUCAGCAAACGAAGGAAUUAUUGAAGACUUCAUCCGCAUCUGUCGAGAUGCUUCUGCGAGAAAAAAAUGAGCUCGUGGAGAGGCUGAAGGAGCAGAAGCAGCUCAUGGAGACAAAGGAGGAAGAGAUGGUGGUGCUGCAGAGUCAAUGUAACGAACGAAUUGAUACCUUUUUGCGGGAUAUGAGCGACCUGGAAAAAGAGAUUGCAGCGCGCCAGGCGGUAAUUAAUGAGUUGUCCGACCAGCUCAAUUCCGCAAGUGAGAAAAACGUGGUGUACCACUCCAAGAUUCUCGAGGAAUCGGAGGCCAACGGGAAAAUGCGACAGCAACUGAGUCAGCUGCUGCGCCGCCUUCAAUCAAAUGAAGAGCAUAUAUUUUUGCAAGAAUGUGUUUCUGAGAAGGAGAGGAUGUUUUCCUCGUUUGCGGAAGAUUUGUUUAAUGCAUCAAUGUCGUGUUAUGCAAUCCUCGUGAGGCAGUGCCAAAAACUGCAGGACGAGUCAUCGGUUCUACAGAAGCAAACUGAAGAGCUUUUGCGCGAGUGCUGCUUGAAGAGCUCUGAGUUGAAGGAGCGAGAGUGUGUAUGUGCAAAUCAGAAAGGGCAAAUUGCAGCUUUGCAAGAGGAUUCAAGCAUGCAAGCUGAACGGAUCUCCGUACUUUUGUGUGAACUGUCGGCUGCUCAAAAUGAAGCUAGCAAGCUUCGUGCCGCUGUAGAGACUGCAGGUAGUGAUGCUGUUGACCUCAAAUCAGCGUUCGCCGAACUUCACGAGCAAGUCGUUCUGAAAGAUACUGAACUGGAACGAAAGGACGCCGCACUCACAGACUUCCAAGCCCGUUUUUGCGCUUUCUCCAACGCAGCAUCUACUUUAGAGGAGGUAUUGCUUCGCCAUUCUUCGGAGCAGAUAGAGUAUGUGCAGAUCCUUUGGGAGAGUCGCUUAGAUGCUGUUGAACAGCAUUUCGCUUCGCUUUUGUUGCAGUUGGCGUCUGAAAAGGCGGUGCUGCAGUCUUCGAAGGAAAAGACAGAGGCUGCAUGCCGGGAGUUGUCUGCAUUCGCAAAAGAGGCAAAGGUCUCGAUGAGCAAAAGUGAUCUCGCUGCUGCGGAGCGACAUGAGGCACUAGUGAAUCGUGCUGCCUUUCAGGAGGAGCAAAUUGCCUUGGCAAGGCGAGAAAAGGAGCAGACCUCCACGCAGCUGGCAACGUUGCUGCGGCGGUUUGAAGAGGAGAAGAAUUCCUUCGAAUCAUUCCGGAAAGAGGCGAGUUGUGCAAUGGAGCGGGAGAGAGCGCGAUGUGUGGCAGCCGCGAAGGAGUCCGUGAAGCUUCGCAGUUGCAUUGAUGCAGAGGUGAAGCGCAAGUGCGAGUAUAAACAGGCACUAGAGAACCUUAAAAAGCUACGCAGUGAGAGUGAGGACCUGCGUCGUGUCGAAAAAGAGCGCGCGGCAGAUGCCAUCAGAAAAGCAAACGCUGAGUCUAACUAUUGGAUAAUGUGCUUCGAUCAUCUCAAAGAGAUGGUUGAGGAAAGUCGACGCAAAGGCGAUUGUUUGCCAUCUAUUGACAUGGAUACAAUUCAUCGCUUAGAGGUUGCCAAAACCAAGAUCAGCACCAUGCAGAUGCAGGAGGUCAACACUAUGCUGUCGAGCCUACCAAAGCUGAAGCGUGUACGAGAAGAGGGCACAGGUGCUUCAAAGUAG